AUGCCGUCAGGAUCUUCGGUUCUUUGGCUCAUCGCGGGUCUCCUCUUGGCGAGUAACGCCAUUGGCAGAAUCCAGCGAUGGCGCCACCUUCGACACAUCCCUGGUCCCCCAGCCUGUGGCUUCACCUCCCUGUGGUGGGUUUGGCACUGCGUGACUAAAACUCUUCACGAAGACUGCAAGAAUCUCGUCGAGACAUAUGGCCCUGUAGUCCGUACCGGCCCAAAUGAGGUCAUCUGCGCCGACCUCGACGCGCUGCAACAAAUAUCGUCGGUUAGGUCAGACUACAGAAAGGACGACUGGUAUCUGCUGGCCCGCGUCUCGCCCGAUAAGGAGAACCUCUUGUGCAUGCGAGACCCUGAGCUGCGAAAGGAUCGAAAACGGCGCGUGAAGCCUGGCUACACAGGUGAAGGUCACGAGAGCUUUGAGCAUGGCAUCGACAAGGCCAUCGCCCACUGGAUAGAGCUCAUCGACAGGAAAUACGUGGGCACCGGCAAAGCCUUUCGUCCUCUGGAUCUCAGCAAGCACUCGCAUUUUUACGCGUUCGACGCGCAGGGCGAGAUUGCCUACAGCCAGUCCCACGGCUUCCUGGACAGCGAGCAAGAGCUGCACAACAUCUUGAAGAUCACCGAGUUCCUGAUGUAUUUCAUGCUCGUGCUCGGAAACUUUAGUUCCAUUUUCUAUUACGUUCAGAAAUGGCCCUUGAACUACCUUCUCCCUCGCGACGGCGACCAGUCCGGGUUCGGUGUCAUCAGGGGAUAUACAACAAAGCUGAUCGACCAGAGACUGGAAGUGGGAUCUACGCCAAAGAGGGACAUCCUUCAGUCGUUUAUCAACCAGGGAUUGGGUCGGGAUGAGCUCAGAGAGGAACUAAGUCUCCAGUUCUUUGUCGGGACCGAUACGGUUGCAAGCGCCAUCCGCAUGACAAUCCUCCUGCUCACCAGUAGCCCACAGUCGUAUCAACGACUUCAGGCCGAGAUUGACGAUGCCGCUUCAAAGGACCUGAUCGGUGCUCCGAUCCGCGACGCCGAGGCAGGAAGAUUGCCGUAUCUCCAGGCCGUCAUUCGAGAGAGCCUGCGGCUUUUUCCGCCGUCCAUCUCCUCUGCAUUCUACAAGCGCGUCCCCAAGGGCGGCGAUAACAUCCACGGAUACUUCCUGCCAGAGGGGACGAGAGUAGCGACCGGCGCGGUGAUUUACGCGAUGAACAGAUCCAAGUCAAUCUGGUGCCAGGAUGCUCAGAUCUUCCGACCAGAGCGAUGGCUGGAGGCAGACGGGGAGCGGUUGGCGCUCCUGGCGAAAACGCUGGACAUGACCUUUGGGCACGGACAGUUUGCUUGCCCGGGCAAAACCAUCGCAUUCAUGCAGCUGGGCAAGGUCAUCCCCGAGCUGAUUCGGCGAUAUCACAUCUCUAUGGUGGAUGCAGUGAAGCCCGUGAAGCUCAUUCCCACCGUCGCCUUAUUGGCACACGACCAAUGGGUUCGACUGGAAAAGCGCCCGCGAGCUAAUGAGCGCUGA
Messenger RNA from Lasiosphaeria miniovina, 1512 nucleotides. Its product is annotated as cytochrome P450. The coding region runs from base 1 to 1512 and encodes 503 amino acids. The record is from RefSeq and is a predicted model, not a curated record. Gene Ontology annotation, molecular function: monooxygenase activity; iron ion binding; oxidoreductase activity, acting on paired donors, with incorporation or reduction of molecular oxygen. Lineage: Eukaryota; Fungi; Ascomycota; Sordariomycetes; Sordariales; Lasiosphaeriaceae. The transcript is spliced from 6 exons.